Molecule: messenger RNA, 495 nt
Organism: Cylindrotheca closterium
Lineage: Eukaryota; Bacillariophyta; Bacillariophyceae; Bacillariales; Bacillariaceae
Source: the annotation of a GenBank genome assembly
AUGGACGACGAACCAUCAUCGCAAUCCUUGGCUUCCUUUCUAGUUCCAGUGCUCACUAUUGGCCUUGUAGUGCUUGUACAAGUGAACUUUUGGUUUGCGUCAUCUCCAGUUGAAACGGAAGACAAAAUUGAGAUCGAUGAACCACAGCCACCAACGUUAUCAUCAAAACAAGCAGAGGAAAAGAAGACACCAGUGGUUGGAGAGUUUGAAAAUGAUGACAAGCAACAUUAUGAUCACAUGGGUGAACAAAGCGUACAAGAGAAUGCCACAAAAACUAAUGUGAACGAUGAUUCCCGAACUCCAACUGAAGACAAGGUCAACGAUACUGUCACCACGACCGAAGACAACAAGGAAGACAUAUUCGAACGAUCUAACCAGUGGAGAUGCGUCUGCGAGGAAGGAAGUUUCUUGCCUCCUGCGCUACUCAAAACUUUUGGUCCUGCUGAAGCGAUGGUGCGUCUGGGCACGGGUCAGUGCUAUCACAAACAAAUGUGA